ACUCCCCAACCAUCCAGUCUCUCUUCACAGACAGCCACGCGUUUCCCCACCUUCGGGACGAACCUUCCCGAUGGCGACGCCGUGCUCCACUCCAGCCGCCCCCGCCGCCGCCGCCGCUUCCGUCUCGCGCAUCUCGCCACUACGCCCUUCCCUACACCGCUUCCGCUUGUGCCCGGCACCAUCGGCCGCGGCUUCCCCCAUUUCCCUGGGGCCGGGCUGUCGUCCUUUGCCCAGUAUCCGCUGUCGAGCGGCCGCGGGGCCGUCGCCGCCCUCCUCCGAGCCUCCUCCUCCGUCUGGUUGGCAAGAGAGGCUGUCAAGGUUGCAGGAUAGAGUACGUAUAUUCUUUGCAGUUCUGUUCUGGAUGUCAUUGUUUUUCUGGGGAAGUGCCUGGGAUGGCAGUAACAAUUCAGGAGGCAAGAAGCGCCAACGAUUUCGAAAGAAAUCAAAGUGAAGAUGCUCUAGGAUUGACAUUCAAGGACAGAUGAAUGUACAAUGAUGCGUAGUGAGCGUGUAGGCAUAGAAAGCUGUUGUUACAUGGUUGCAUUUCAGCAACCAUUACCCUGAAGGAAAUUACUUGAUCGUGUUGUGUAUACUGCCGAUCAUUGAUAUGGAGAUAUGGGUGGCAUUACAAAGGAUUAAAAGAGACAUGUAUGCAUGUUCCUUUAUUUUAUUGGUAUUUAUUCUGGCUGCAGAAUUGCAUAUCAUACAAAGUCUCGGUGGCGGCGAAGUUGGGUUUUCAGCUCACAAUUAUGUUUCAAGCAUGUAUACAGUCCUGGUUAUGACUCUA
Panicum virgatum (switchgrass) is the source of this 787-nucleotide messenger RNA. RefSeq lists its product as uncharacterized. The coding region runs from base 71 to 451 and encodes 126 amino acids. The transcript has 2 exons. Lineage: Eukaryota; Viridiplantae; Streptophyta; Magnoliopsida; Poales; Poaceae. The record is from RefSeq and is a predicted model, not a curated record.